AUGACGGAGGGCCAAUCAACACCUCAGCAGGCUCAACCCGCCGCCCAAGCUCCCCUCAAGUCGCAAAAAAUCACGGAGAUUGUUGACACCUUCCGCCCUUCUAAGGGAUUUCACCCCUGCAAGAAAGACCAGUCGAAAUAUGUCACCUCUUUGGACUUUGACGACCAGGGCGACUUUCUGAUUGGCGCCGGCAACGAUGAGAGUAUGCAUGUUUAUGACGUUAAAGAGGGCAAAUACAACAAGUCCGUUGCCAGCAAAAAAUAUGGUGUCCAUCUUGCGAGGUUCACCCACCACUCUCGCCAGGUCCUCCAUGCGAGUACCAAGAUUGACAAUAAUUUGCGACUUCUCGAUCUUCACAACGAGGGAUACAUAAGAUAUUUCACUGGCAACAAUGACCAAGUGACUUGCCUGGCUCUUUCGCCUGCCAGCGACGCCUUCAUGUCCUGCUCCAAGGACGAUACCGUGACACUGUGGGACCUCAAUUCUAGGAAUCCGCAGGGAAAGCUCAAACUUGCGACACCAUACCUUGCUGCUUUUGAUCCCUCGGGUGCAGUGAUUGCGAUUGCCUCUCAAUCCACAGCCUCGGUCCUUCUUUACGAUUUCCGCAACUUCGACAAAUCGCCCUUCUCCACAUUUGACCUUGCACCAUAUGAGGAAAGAUUCACGCCAUCUACACGAGGACGAGCAUGGACUCGGUUGGAAUUCUCCAACGAUGGAAAAUAUCUGAUGCUUGGAACGGACUAUCAUGGGCACUAUAUUCUAGAUGCCUUUGAUGGCUCGGUCAAGGCCUUCCUGGGCGGGAAGAGCGGAUCGUCUGGUCGCGCUGCGCCGGUAUCCACCACCGGAAAGCCUCUCGGACAAGGCGACGCGUGUUUCUCCCCUGAUGGUCGAUUCGUAUUUGGUGGCAAUGGUGAGCAGAACGGUAUGCUUGUGUGGGACCUGGGCCAGAUUGGCGCCGGAGAUAUCACAUUGCAGCCUUCGGCCAAGUUGUCUUCUCCAAACCGCAUCUCCAUGGUGGAAUACAACCCUCGGUACAACAUGAUCGCCAGUGCCGACAAGGAAAUUAUUUUCUAUGUCCCAGAAGACCAUGGCAAAUCCUCGGAGAAGUAA
Messenger RNA from Penicillium paradoxum, 1110 nucleotides. Its product is annotated as WD-repeat containing protein SWD2. Gene Ontology annotation, cellular component: Set1C/COMPASS complex. Gene Ontology annotation, molecular function: chromatin binding; protein binding. The record is from RefSeq and is a predicted model, not a curated record. Lineage: Eukaryota; Fungi; Ascomycota; Eurotiomycetes; Eurotiales; Aspergillaceae. The transcript is spliced from 3 exons. Bases 1 to 1110 code for a protein of 369 amino acids.